UGGGCCUGCGAGUGUUAUUUACCAUUCCCCCUUGUGACGACACAGAAAAGUUAAUCCAAUCGUGAGUGAAAUAUUAGUCCCCGCAUUUGAAUACUGCGUCUAUAAAUAAACGUGGCCUGGCGCAUGUUGCUUACCUUCCCGGUCCCUAGCGAUCCUUUCUUCCAGCCACGAUCAUGCCUGAACCCACCAAGUCCGCCCCGGCCCCCAAGAAGGGCUCCAAGAAGGCCGUGACCAAGGCACAGAAGAAGGACGGCAAGAAGCGCAAGCGCAGCCGCAAGGAGAGCUACUCGGUGUACGUGUACAAGGUGCUCAAGCAGGUGCACCCCGACACGGGCAUCUCGUCCAAGGCCAUGGGCAUCAUGAACUCGUUCGUCAACGACAUCUUCGAGCGCAUCGCCGGCGAGGCGUCCCGCCUGGCGCACUACAACAAGCGCUCGACCAUCACGUCGCGGGAGAUCCAGACGGCCGUGCGCCUGCUGCUGCCCGGGGAGCUGGCCAAGCACGCCGUGUCCGAGGGCACCAAGGCCGUCACCAAGUACACCAGCUCCAAGUAGGUCCUCCUGCCUGCCACGUCUGCCAGUGAACCCAAAGGCUCUUUUCAGAGCCACGCAUGCCUUCAGCAAACGAGUUGUAAUCCUUCCAUUUCAAAGACUGCUCUCGGAUUUAUCC
Molecule: messenger RNA, 669 nt
Organism: Sorex fumeus (smoky shrew)
Lineage: Eukaryota; Metazoa; Chordata; Mammalia; Eulipotyphla; Soricidae
Product: histone H2B type 1-M
Exons: 1
Coding region: 174-554 (126 amino acids)
Cellular component (GO): nucleosome
Molecular function (GO): structural constituent of chromatin; protein heterodimerization activity; DNA binding
Source: RefSeq, a predicted model, not a curated record